AAUCCGAAAUCACUCGCUGUGGGCUGUGGCACGGUAGGUAUCGCGGGAAAAUCGAUCGAUAGGUACUUUGCAUACUUUGUACUGUGUGAAGUGUGCGAGACGUGUUUUCAAAAGUUCAGUGUAAAAAUUGAUUCUGUUGCAUUUGUAAUGUUUUUAUAAAUUUAAAUUAUCUUCAAAUAAUUUAAUAAUAGUCCUGUUACAAUGGCUACGUGCAAAACGUUUUAUUUGGCUUUCCUCGUCGUGGCAUCUGCUGAAUUUGUCUGGAAACAUCACAACAAUGAAGAACUACCCUUGGUUUUAGAAGAAGUUCAUGAAAAAUGCCCUAAUAUUACAAGAGUGUACGCAUUAUCGGAACCCUCUGUGAGAAAUGUGCCUCUGUAUGUUAUUGAGUUUUCUGAUAACCCUGGAUUCCAUCAACCAUACAAACCAGAAGUAAAAUAUGUGGGCAAUAUUCACGGAAAUGAGGUACUGGGUAGAGAAUUGCUGUUAGGCCUCGCACACUACCUUUGCGACCAGUACAAUAACCAUGACCGCCACAUAAGAGCACUAAUUCACAAUACUCGUAUACAUUUGCUGCCGUCAAUGAAUCCUGAUGGAUGGCAAUUGGCUACGGAUACUGGUGGUCAAGACUACCUCAUUGGGCGUAAUAACAACCAUUCUGUGGAUUUGAACAGAAACUUCCCUGAUUUGGAUGCAAUUACGUUUGAGUUUGAACGUCAGGGUGUAAGCCAUAACAACCAUUUACUCAAGGAUUUGUCACGUCUUGCUGCGCCGUUGGAACCCGAAACCCGAGCUGUGAUGAGAUGGAUCAUGUCCAUUCCGUUUGUACUGAGCGCAGCGAUGCACGGUGGUGACUUGGUCGCAAACUAUCCUUACGAUGAGAGCAGGAGUGGAGCUCCAGUCUCGGAAUAUUCUGCCAGUCCUGACGAUGACACCUUCAGGGAGUUAGCUAUGGCAUACGCGAGUGCGCACGCAGACAUGGCGUCCGCGAGCCGGACGGGAUGCCGCAUCAGCAGUGACGACACCACUGCGUACAACUUCGGAGAGCAGGGCGGCGUCACCAACGGCGCAGCUUGGUACAGCUUGAAGGGAGGUAUGCAAGAUUUCAACUACUUGGCAACUAACGCGUUUGAAAUCACACUCGAAUUGGGCUGCCAGAAGUAUACACCUGAGAGGGAUUUGGAGAAAGAAUGGAUCCGAAAUAAGGACGCUCUGCUGGCGUUCAUAUGGAAGGCGCAUACGGGCGUCAAGGGCAUCGUUAGCGACGACUCCGGAUUCAUCCAGAAUGCCAUAAUAUCCGUCGUCAACAUUACCGGUCCUGUGCCACGACCUAUACGACAUGACAUCACAACUGGAGCGUAUGGCGACUACUACCGCCUGCUGACCCCGGGCCACUACGAGGUGACGGCGAGUAAGCCGGGAUACUUCCCCGUGUCGCGGGUCGUCACCGUACCCCACCACCAGACCUCCGCCAAAAUACUUAACUUCAAACUUGAGCCAACAACGAACUGGUUCGACGAUUACACAGCAUUCGGUCUGUACCCGCACGGGCUGCGCGACGCCCAGCCGCGCAUCUACAAACGAUCCAUUUACCAGCAGAUCACGGACUCGCUUUUGGACAACAAACAAGUUAAACAUUCAACUCUGGCUUAAUCCCACGAAUCUUCACGAAUCCGUCAAACAUGAAACAGAUGGUUUAAUUUUAAGUAUAGAAUGUACCGGUUUUACUCACGUAUUUAGUCGAUGUAUGUAAUGCCCGACUAGUUACGAACUCUACCUAUAAAUUCUUCUAUACUUAAAAUGGAAAUCACUCAAGAAAGUUUAAACAUUAAAAGGAUGGUUUUAUUUUUUCAUGUCUUACCGUGAGUUUGCACUGACGAAAAUUUACAUAAAACAUGUUCAAAACUUUGUUUUGUUCAAAAUUCUGUUAGGUGUAGGUAGAUCGAAAUGCAUGUGUGUUGUCUUGUAACCUACCAAUAAAAAACUUAUUUUAGGUACUUAGGUACCUUAUUCAAAGCUCACUCUGUAUAGUUGGAUUUAAGUUCAGUCAAAAAUUUGCUAAGUAUUUGAAAAGUUACAAGAUUUUCAUCUGAAUAUAAUAUUUGAAUUGGUCCGGUU
Molecule: messenger RNA, 2118 nt
Organism: Maniola jurtina (meadow brown)
Lineage: Eukaryota; Metazoa; Arthropoda; Insecta; Lepidoptera; Nymphalidae
Product: carboxypeptidase E-like
Exons: 8
Coding region: 202-1653 (483 amino acids)
Biological process (GO): proteolysis
Molecular function (GO): zinc ion binding; metallocarboxypeptidase activity
Source: RefSeq, a predicted model, not a curated record